Acyrthosiphon pisum (pea aphid) is the source of this 1955-nucleotide messenger RNA. Its product is annotated as tubulin glycylase 3A-like. The transcript has 10 exons. Gene Ontology annotation, molecular function: protein-glycine ligase activity, initiating. Gene Ontology annotation, biological process: cilium assembly; cilium movement; protein polyglycylation. NCBI's taxonomy places the organism in Eukaryota, Metazoa, Arthropoda, Insecta, Hemiptera, Aphididae. Bases 505 to 1884 code for a protein of 459 amino acids. The record is from RefSeq and is a predicted model, not a curated record. Gene Ontology annotation, cellular component: axoneme; microtubule cytoskeleton.
AUAAAAGAGUGCAGUUAUAAUUUAUUAAAUUUGAAUUCAUUAAAUUUAACAUCAGACGUUGAAUCCUUGACGAGUAUCACUAAUCGAACGUUGAAAGCUAUAAAGGAUCAAAAAAUCUUUUCGAUAUUAGGAUAUUUUCCAACAAUUUCUCUUGAGCUGAAAAACCGUGGUUGGGUGGAAAAACGAGAUCCUAACAGACCACCAAUAAAUUAUUUACAUUAUUUGAAAUCAUCACCAUACGUGGUUAAUUGGAUUGAAUCUCCUCCACUAAUAUCGUCAAUUAAUAAAAAUGAUGCCGCCAUAGAACGCUUGAAAAGCGUGCAAUCGUGGACUAUUCUUAAAAAUAAAAAAUCUGAUUUUAUUUUCGUUACUAGAAAACAGUUGAUUAAUUGGUCUAAUUUAAGUAAAUCGACAUCCAUCAGUCAGUUGCCAAGACACGUAUUUUGUACCAAAGAUGGUUUGGCACAAUGUUUGGAAUAUUACAAAAAUUCCGUGACAAAUUUGAUGUUUCCAAGAUGUCAUUAUAUUCGAUCCGAAGCAGAUAGUGAAGCAUUUGUGGAAGAUUACAUUACAACAGCAUUAGUAAGCACACUGAAGAUAAUAGUACAAGCUAUUGAGAAUAAUAAGAUGAUUUUUACAACAAACGGCAAUAUACCAUAUACAAUUAUUGAUUUUGUGAAACUAUGUAUAUUCAAAUUUCUGAAUAAGCAAAAAACUGGUAGUACAGAAAAAGAUAUAUGGAAGUUUAAGAAUCAAAAAAAAUUAUGGAACGAAUUUAUGAUUUAUUACUCAAAAUUGAUCAUCGAUAGAAAUGCCAAAUUUGACCACGAGUAUAUAUAUGAAUUAGAACUAGAUGUUUAUGCCAAAUGUAAAUAUUUACUCGGAGAAGUGAAAACAUAUUGUCCACAACACUAUAUAGAUGGGAUAACUAAUACAUGGAUAAUAAAGCCCACGUCAAACUGUUCUGGUCACGGAAUUAUGUUGUCUAGAGACUUGCACACUAUAAAACGAAAAAUCACUGUAGCAGAUGUAUUUAGAAAAAGUUGUAUUUUACAAAAAUAUAUAGAAAGACCCCUUUUGAUCUACACGUGUAAGAUUGAUUUGCGACAAUGGUUUUUAGUGACCAAUAUGAGUCCAGUAGUUGUGUGGAUGUACAAGGAGGGUUACGUUCGAUUUUGUGCAAAUAGUUUCUCUAUGAAAAAAAUGGAUGAAUCUAUUCACCUCAGCAAUGUCAGGUUGCAAACGAAAUAUCGAAAAAUUAGGAAUCCACAAGUACCCGAAGAAUGCAUGUGGAAUUACAGUGAACUACAAGACCAUUUGAGAAAAAUUGGACAAGAAUACGUAUGGGACGAAUUGAUAUUUCCCGGAAUGUGCGAAAGUGUUUACGUUGUAUUACAGGCCGCUACGGACUCUACGGUACACUGUGACAAAACUUUUCAAUUGUUCGGAGCCGAUUUCUUGAUCACCGAAAACUUUAUUCCGUAUUUGAUCGAGAUUAAUUCCACUCCCGGACUGAAUCCGUCGACGAGCGUUAUUGCCAACUUGGCUCCUAUUCUUCUUAGUGACAUCGUGAAAGUGACGGUGGAUUACGAAAAAAACUCGAAAGCCGACACGGGACUGUUUGUAAUGGUUGUUCCGGAAAAGUGUAAACCAGCCGCCGCCACGGUUCCUGUAGACAGCGGAAAACCCAUUGACUCGGUGGUAUAUGCAGUAGGGCCACCUGCGCUAACGACAGGUUACAACCAGCGGAUGGCCAGUAUGCAGAAGAAUCUGGCCGAAAUGCGGGUACAGAUGGUCGCCAAAAAGACUGAACGAGACGCACGACGUUAUGUGGGUGUAAACCGUGACCUAUUAUUGGGCAACAGGAACAGGAACUUAAUAUAAUAUAUAAUCCAGUGGUUGACACAAUUUCUUAAAUUUAUAAAUUAUUUGAUAGUAAGAAAUUAAUCAAUAAA